UGAGCGGAGCCGAGCGCUGAUUAGCUCGCUGGUGCUCCAAAAAGCCUAGAGCGGGCGGAAGUGCCGGCGGAAGUUGGCGUCUUUGGGCCGGUGUCUGGCGCGGGAAGAUGCUUCCCCUGUCCUUGCUGAAGACGGCACAGAACCACCCCAUGUUGGUGGAGCUGAAAAAUGGAGAGACUUACAACGGCCAUCUGGUGAGCUGUGACAACUGGAUGAACAUCAACCUGCGGGAAGUCAUCUGUACCUCUAGGGAUGGAGACAAGUUCUGGAGGAUGCCCGAAUGCUACAUCCGUGGCAGCACCAUCAAGUACUUGCGCAUCCCAGAUGAGAUCAUUGACAUGGUGAAGGAGGAAGUGGUGUCAAAAGGCCGGGGCCGGGGCGGAAUGCAGCAGCAGAAGCAGCAGAAGGGGCGCGGGAUCGGCAGCGCAGGGCGAGGGGUGUUCGGUGGCCGCGGCCGAGGCGCCAUACCCGGGAGUGGCCGAGGACAGCAAGAAAAGAAGCCGGGGAGACAGCCAGCAAAACAGUGAGGAAGCGCUCAUUGUGAGAGACUGCGUUGGCUUCCAGUUCUGUGUGUUCAAGCGAGGAAGAGCUGCCGUCUCCCGCAGUCUCUCCACACAACGAAUUCUAGGUUCUUCAGUUUUUCCUUCUUGCAGAGAUCCAGAAGUGAGGCCUGACUCGACUCCACACCCCCACCCCCUGCCAACGAGGCUUUUGUUAGUGGUUUUAGACAAAGUUUGUGAUUAGAAAUCAUGCCCGGGGUAUUGCAGGCCUCUUGGCCACUUUUCUGAAAUCAGCUUUAGUGGACACUUGUCAUUGUGCCCCGGCGAAUUGUAUUUUCAGCCCCGUUUGGUUGUGCAAAACUUGUUUGUUUCCCUUUUGGAAUAGCUUUGAUGCAAACAGAAGUAAUUCACCUUCUUUAGAAGCAAUAGAAUUGAAAAUGGUUGCCAUAUUUACAAGAAUCCCCGGCCUCCUCCCUUCCGCAAACUACGUUUAAACAAAAUUAUUCCUUUUUUGGGUUGUUAAGGGGCAUUGGCUCUGCCCUAUAAAGACCGUUUGUGACAAACACGCAGUAAGGCCCAAGAAUGAGGAUGGCCAGAAUUGAGUGGCAGCUCUCGCCAGAUAGGACUGACCCCCUUGUGGCAAAGAAAUGUGUAAAGCCACUGUUUCCAGUGAACUUGGAUUGACCCACCCAUCUUGUCCCUGGGAACACAUUUGUGUUGCAUCUCACAGGCUGGCUUCCUUCUGGUAAGAGUGUCAUGGGCAAGAGAGUCAGAAUUGGACCUCUUUGUUGGAUGAGGGGGUCUUUGUUACUCCCCUUCAGCUAU
Molecule: messenger RNA, 1325 nt
Organism: Sphaerodactylus townsendi
Lineage: Eukaryota; Metazoa; Chordata; Lepidosauria; Squamata; Sphaerodactylidae
Gene: LSM4
Product: LSM4 homolog, U6 small nuclear RNA and mRNA degradation associated
Exons: 5
Coding region: 108-527 (139 amino acids)
Biological process (GO): mRNA splicing, via spliceosome; spliceosomal snRNP assembly; nuclear-transcribed mRNA catabolic process
Cellular component (GO): P-body; U6 snRNP; spliceosomal tri-snRNP complex
Molecular function (GO): U6 snRNA binding
Source: RefSeq, a predicted model, not a curated record